AGUAGAGCAUCCAUCCAGGGACUACUGAACCAUCAUUUCUUUUUCUCAGCCUCUUUCUUCCAAAUUCUUCCGUCCGUCUGUGCUUUCGGUCAUCAUGGACAUUGCUUAAUCCACUCGCUGCUGUUCAAGAAUUGUCGGGUACCUUAGCUCCCGGUGAAAUACUGAUACGGGAUCAACAUUUAAUUGCCACGGGCAGGAUCGAGCACCGGUGUUCCGCCAUACGACUAGGCUUCUCCCGCUGCGCCGGUCACAGCCUCCCGUCCCUGAACACAUACUCCCAGCGCGGUAGACUUUGGUUGUGUUACUCCUGCACAGCAUUCAUGUCGUGGACCACGGAGCAAGAGUCUUAGUAUGGUCAAAUUAGCCGGCCUUCCUCCGUGGGAUAUAGGAUCACAAUGGCUUCCGAAAGACCAGGACUUAGUCUUUCAGGCUUGCCAGCUGAUAGCAGGCCCAAAAAUCCCGGUACUAUAGCGCCACCCGGUUCCUUAUUGUUGAAGAAGAGAGGAGGAGAGCCAAGCACCGAACGUGCCAGGACACUACCACAGCCCAAGAUGCCUAGUAGGCUACCGCAAUCUUUGCCGCAACGGCGACCCUCCGAUACCCAACCGGAACCCAUUCAGCCUCGGGUUACAGCUGGAAUCAAAAAUUCAAAGGCUUUGGGCAACACCACGUUGAUUACAUCAGCAGCAUCCAGCCGACUACCCGCGCCGACCAUGAAACCUCGAAAUGUGCUGAGGAGGAAGAACUCAGGGCUAUCACAAGAAGUAGUGAACAGCAUCCGCAAAGGCUCCCGAGACGAGACUGGAAACCAUGCCAAAACAAGGUCGUCCUCAUCGUCUUCCAACCCCCGGUCUCAGACCUCAAUCGACUCCUCAGCCAGUUCGCGCUCCGAACUCAACCCAACAAUGAACACGAUGGAAAUCCAAGCAGCUCACCAAGUCGAAGUUGCGGCAGGCGCGCCGCAAGCACCAACAUUAUACCCAGAGCUGGACAGAUAUCGCGACGUCAAAGCGCCAGCCUGCAAUGGAAGCCUCAGCAUUGAGGUGCCGUACCUGCUAACAACUCACGAUCUCCCUCCCCCUACGCCCUUGUUCUCCGGAUCUAGCAGUCAGAUGAGUGGCUUCAGCAGUAGUCCAUGUACAAGAUUCUCCGAGUCACCAGGACCUGGUCCGUAUAGUCGAGACACCACGCCUACGUCCAUGUCCUCUCAGUCCCCUGGUAUGAUGGCGCCUUUACGAUUCCCCGGAGCUGGCGUCAGGAUGAGACAGGUUGACUCGAUCCAAACAAGACCGCCUGUCAGCAGAAGAAGAGGAGGAAGCAUAUCGAAUGAGUUGGAUCUUGUCAGCGCUGACCCUCAGGGUUUACCAUCAGUCAGGGAAUCCUUGACCUCGUCGUCAUCCAACUCGACAGUCCGUGAGCUUGAAAGGAAGGAUUCCAAGAAGAAGAAGCAGUUAUCACCCCUUGCGCCUAGCCCACCACUACGUAUUUCGUCACACAAGUUUACGAAAAGCCACGAUGGGAGUUUAUCCGCACCGAGGCCCUGGCGUGCGCCACCGACCCAGCCAACGGCACCAGCGGCGGCAGCAGCAGCGCAACUUUUACCAAAGCCAGCCUCUUUCUCUCGACCCCGUCCCGCCCAAGCUGGCCAGCAGGCUGCGCCGCCUAGAGGGCAGCCUCCUCGCCGCCCGAGCAGAGAUGGAACUCCGGACCUUCACUCUCAACUAGGUCUGCCCGUGCCCGUUAUUCAGAGUAACUUGACAUCUGCGCCAUCUGAAAAGAGAUCAAGCCGACUUCUGGCACCAACAACCAUCGCCAGGCCUGGCUUGCUCUCAUCAACUUCCGACACGCACAUUCAUCUCCUAAAACCAUCCAUAACCAGAGAGGCAACACCUGCCCCAAAAAUGUCCAGGAUGGGGGAAGAUGCAACUACCAUCAAGGCCGAAUCAGGAAGGACUACUCGUACGCCAAGUCCUGGUGUAUCGACCUUAAGACGCUUCCCCCUUUUCGGACGACGGACAAGGACAACCCAAGAGGUCCCUCAACAGAAGGAUGAGAAAAAGCCGCCCAGGAAGGGUCCUGCCGCGGGAACUGGCCACGAAGGCUAUGGGCGCGUCGGGCCAGCGCGCCGUAGGAGUAACAGUCUUGCAAACACCGGCCUAGCGAUCCCUGGGACGAUGAGCUCGCAAGAGAGCAUCGGGACUAACGAUUCCUUCUUGUUGGAAAGGAUGGCACCUGUCGUUAUUGCAGGCGGCGAAAUCAUUGAAAACAGGAAUGUUGGUUCGGAAAUGAGCCGGACGGAAAGCAGCCAAAGUAUCGCGCGCGAACGACCCAGCGUGGAACCGCAGAACGGCUCGCAAGUCUCUCUUAACUCUAUCCCUCGGAACACACUAUGGCCGUCUGCAUUCCCUCGCGCUGGUCAACAUGCCCAGAGCUCGUCUAUCAGCAGCUGCAGACCCUCUGAAAGUAGUGAGUCUGAGGCCCCAGUCCUCAAAUCGACGUUGGCUUUGCGGAGAUCUAUACAAAGGUUGAAGUCUGGAGAGAAGGAACCCCCGAGGAUUCCGGCUCCUAUCGUCACUCAACCCCAUGUUACGUCUCCCUCGAUUACUAGUAUUGAUGCCAGUGUCCUCGUGACGGACGACUCCAUGCUGGCCCCAUCGAUCGACGCCGCCCAGGGCAUCAAGGCAUCAGAAGGGCCCAAGAACCUUUCUGGACCCAAGCGUCUGAUGAAGCGAGCUCGUUCUCCGCGAAAAUGGAACUUCUUUGGAAGAAAUCACAGUCAACCUGCUCCGGAGACGAAGAAGGUGGACAUCCCAGAGAAUGCAACUCCGGUGGCUGCUGUGGCGGCUACAGUCAAGGUCGUCCAAAACAAGCCGCUAGCAUUCUAUACUAUGAUGGACUCAUCUGAGCAGGAAGAUACCGAUAUCCCGGACUUGGAGGAAGUUCUUCGCGAAGCGAAGAGCCCGGAUUCUCCAACUCACAAGCAAAUCCAUGACUUGCAGAACAAGGAAGCGGAGGAGCGCCGACCUUCCGUGACGCAAGAGAAUGCGCAUUCAAGCUUUUUAACUUCAGAAGCCAGCGCCCAGGUUCCAUCGGUCGUCGAGUUCGAACACAUGUCACCGGUUAAGUUUUCUAAGCUUCCAACGCCUUCGUCGAUGCCUUCAUCCGUUGCAACGCAGGCCGGAAUCACCACCAGUCCUGUACAGGGCCGCCCGAGCCGACUUGCUCAGGUCGGUCGGAUCCCAAAAGUCGUCAGUGCUCGUGCUGAACAAAUAUCACCCAAGAGUUUCUCUCGGCCGUUCCACAGACUUAGUGCUCAAGUCACGCCGUCUAAGAUGGACCUUCGAGAUGCAUAUUCCAUAGCCAAGGGACCUAGUCCGCCCAGGCCAUCGACGCCUGUCCGUGUGGAGCCAGCGACAACCGCUGAAAUGGAGACCCCGACGCUAACUCGAAAUUCGGGAUCGAUGCUUCCAACUUACCCCAGCGAAAUUAGACAAGAGUUUCUCUCAUUUUCACCGAGGAAGGGUUCCCUGUGCACCACCAAUACCACAACUUCUAGCAGCUCCGGAGGAUUCAACUUUGCCGAGGCUACUGCAAUCAUUCCCGAGCCUGAUGCACCAUUGGCCGAGGACGAGAUUUGGGACGAGUAUGAUGACUUGUUUGGGGACGAAAGGUUGAGGCAGCCCCCAUCCACACGAUCGUCUUUCGGGAACCAAUUUCACUUGGAGAAGUAUACGGCGACCCCAACUCGACGCAUCGAACCACCCCUGGAAUCCCCAACUCUUCGCUCUCAAUUCCAAGAACAACAGGUACAAAGUCUUACCCAAAUUAUGCACUCGCAAAGGAUACCCGUCAGUUCUAGCGUCUAUAGUUCCGAUAUGGCUGAGAAGGUGAAGCAACUCCUGGCCGAUCAUCCCAGCCCGAGAUGCUCGUUGGAACCUGACGUGUCCAGAGAGUCAGAGAUGCAGCGGCAGGGUGAGGCUGUGAGCAAGCAGUCGGAACUAGAAAAAGAGGUUGAGACUGAAAAGCAAACCAACAGCCUUCCUGUUGAUGAUUCACGUCGAUCCGACUCGAGUCGUUGCAGUCAAAGUUCGGAGGAUGGCUCGCCGCUUGCCUUGGUUAAUCUACGCGUCGGGUCCAUGACGGUCAGCAAGUGGCUUACCUUUGGGCAUGUGCUCUUCAGUCCGGUCCGAGAUGAGCUGCUCAACGACGUAGGCUCGCUGAAGCGUCCUUCCAUCCUCGUUAUUGACGGUCUUGGCAACGACGACUGGUCUUUCUAUGCAGCCGAGACGUAUCCAGCAGCAACGUUCUUCAACCUUUCGCCUCGUCCGCCUCGUCCAGCUGCUCGCAAUGGCUCAACUGGUCUCCCCCUCAGUCCUCCGAACCACUACCAGGCACAGUACAUGUCACACACUGGCAAGUUUCCUUUCGGCGCAGAGAGUUUUACGGCUGUAGUAUUUCGCUUCCCGGUUGCGGCCCCCGAGGCACAUUAUCGGAAUAUCAUCUCAGAGGCUCGGCGUGUCCUCAAGCCUGGCGGCUACAUUGAGCUUUCGAUCCUGGAUGUCGAUCUGAACAAUAUGGGCAACCACGGGCGUAAGGCUGUCCGCCGCCUGAAGGAACGCAUCCAUGCCAAAUCCCCUGAUGUCAGUCUUGGGUCGACCUCGGAUCUCAUCCUCCGACUACUUGGCAGAAAGGGCUUUGCCGAUCUCAAGACUUGCCGUGUUGGCGUCCCGGUCGUUAGUGUCAUUCCACGAACGCCUGCAAGCGAGAACGGUAAAAGAAGCAAGGCCGCUACCAAGAGCAAGUCUAUGAAGGAUGAACGCAGCCUUCCCGAGAUGAUCAGCGACGGAAGCCCUGUAGCAGAUGAAAGCAUCACCAAGAUGGUGGCGAAGGUGGGACAAUGGUGGUACAGCCAGUGCUAUGAGAGCGCUGCUAGUACCGACAUUGGCCCAGGAACCAUCGGAAGCAUGUGGAAAGACAAAGCACUCCUCGCCGAGUGUGAGGAAUGGGGCACGAGUCUCAAGCUCAUGGUCUGCCACGCCCGAGCUCCUGAUGGGAGACCUCGCCUUGCAAGCAUCUGAUUUUCUUUGUCAUUCUCCCCACCUCACUUACGCUCCUACCCGGCAUGUCUUUCAUUACUCGAUACUCAUGAUAGAAGGAGAAGAUUGAAAAGACAGAAAAGAUGAAAGAGGGCGCGAGCCCAGCUGUGCAACAAUACUGCAUCAUACACGACGAAAGAAGUUGUUCAGCCGGCAUAUCACGACACAUAUUACAUUUUCU
Molecule: messenger RNA, 5277 nt
Organism: Neurospora hispaniola
Lineage: Eukaryota; Fungi; Ascomycota; Sordariomycetes; Sordariales; Sordariaceae
Exons: 1
Coding region: 396-5078 (1560 amino acids)
Source: RefSeq, a predicted model, not a curated record